UGCAAACUUUCUCCGCAUGUGCAGAGGGCCCCUCCUGCGGAUUCGGGAUGUCUGCUGCAAAGAUCAGGGAUACGGCACCAGAGAUCAGGGCGGCCGGGAAACUGACUCCACGUGGCGGUGGUGCCAAAGAGUGCAUCAUAUCUCCUGAGCCCCGACCUCUGACCCCAGAGCGGGUGAGAAAGUUUCAAGCAGCAACCCGACCCUCUCCAGGAGAGAAGAGGAUACUGCACUCGUUUGCAGGGGAUCCUCCGCCAGACCCUAUCAUUAGACACGGAGUGGUCACCAGAACAUCACUGGAGGCAAGUGACCUAGUGAAUCCUGCACCAAAGACCCUCUACCAGCACAACGUACUGCACCAGCAGGAGCAGAUCUACAGGAGCCACCUAAAGGCACCACUAGGUGCCUCUCACGACCAGGUCCCAGGCUUGCCUCCUGGCACGAGUCUCACUGACACCACCUUUGGUCGUAAGGGAGUGAAGGAAGACUCUGCAGCUGACGCAGUGAGUCCCUGCAAGACUAGGGAGGAGGUGGAGGCUGAGGCUGUGGAAGGAAGGGAGCUCUAUCGCAAGAGCCACAAUGCAUGGGAUGUUGGAGAGAUGGUGGACAGGGACUAUGACUGGACCGUGUUCACCAAGGACAGUCUCUACGGUGUCCCCACGCCACAUGACAACAGUGGGAGUCAGGCCAGGGACUCUCUCCACUGGCUCAGCCUGGAUCAAAGCUCUAAGAAGACUCCGAUAGUGACGAAAAGAGUGGAUGAUUUCAGAGAGAGGACUCAGCCUCAACUUGGUCAAGUCCAUGACCCGAUUGCAGACACUCUCAAAGUUGACAAGGACCACAGUUUUGGAGUCAGUGUCCUUCCAGACAAUUUCAGUGCAGGUGAAUUGAUGCACAUACAGGGAGACACGGUGUACAGCCAAUGCCAGGGGUACGACCCUGGGAUCAUGACCACAAUCAGACACCGACUCAAGAACAGCCACUUUACCAACUUCCCUCAGCUCCUCCGUGCCCUCUCCUUCACCGACAAGAAUUCUACUGGUCAAUUGAGUGCAGAGAAAGUGUGUGAGACGUGUUUCCAGUACAACCUCCCACUGACGGCCGACCAGCUGUCUCUGUUGGUGAGGUGGUGCAGGAGUGAGGAGGGAGAGGGGGCCACACUAGAGGAAGGAGUGAGGUACAGAGACCUGGUGGAGUUGAUCAACUGGCAGCACGAGAUACCAACUGAGCUGGAGACCAGAGUUCAACAGGGGAACACACCAGCGGGUGCUGGUGUCCCGGAGACGACAUCCCCAGCCACUCUCUCAGAGUACAGGUCCUCAUCGGAGGUGGUCCAGGUGGUAGGCGGGGCUCCUCCUGACCACACCCACCACACUUUUGGGGUUCCCACCAUACGCAGCGAUCUGCCUGCACCCCGCAUCAAGAGAGUGGGAGACAGCAAGAACUAUGGCGAUGAGAGUGAUGCAUAUGGCCUUAUGUAUCCUUCCAUCUACUCCAGCAGAGGAGUGUUUGAGAGAGACUUCUUCAGGAGCCGAGGGCCACAGGAGGUGAGGGAGGUGUUCCAGAGGGUGGGGGUGGAGAUGCCUGACCAGGUGUUCCAGGAAGUGUGGCAAGAGGCUGAGAGAAGGGACCCACGGGGAGAGGUGAGUAUUGAAUCGUUCCGAGCCGUCCUGGAAGAGGUCCAAGAGCAACCACCAUCUCACGUCAUCUCCUCCACAUGACACCAGAGCAACACACAUUGGCCACACUGCGACACACAAACACUGACCUGCUAUUCCUACUGUAGAGUUACACACAGCCAGGGCUGUAAACAUCCACAUGAGAUUAUAAUGCUUUCUACCACCUUCAUGCAACGUUGUCAUUAACUGCAAACAGAACAUUAGAGCUGUUUUUAUGCGCAAGAAAAAGGUCG
This is a messenger RNA of Geodia barretti, 1909 nucleotides long. NCBI's taxonomy places the organism in Eukaryota, Metazoa, Porifera, Demospongiae, Tetractinellida, Geodiidae. The record is from the annotation of a GenBank genome assembly.